UUUUAUUUAAGCCACAAAACCCCAUUCCCCACGCAACCUGUGCCGCUCCACCGUCGUUCUCUCACGGCGGAGCUUUCCUAUGCCGUUCUAUCGAAAAAAUGUGCCCUUCAAAAGCCAAGCAGAAGCGCCACCACUGCUCUUCUACCUCCUCCGCGGUUCCCAUAGAGGAUUGGAGGGAAGAAGCAAUUAAUGGAGGAUCCUUGAAACAUGUGAACCUUGAUACUGGAUCCAACGGCUGGGCGUCGCCGCCGGGCGAGCUAUUCUUCCUCCGUGGACCCGAUUACUUAACGAAGAAGGCCAAGCUUCCUUCCGGCGAGUGGCUACUCAAUCCGGCAGGGGUUGAUUGGCUCCGAUCCAAUGCGAAACUCGAUCACGUCCUUGCCCGACCUGACAAUCGCGUCAUGAACGCGUUGCGUAGGUCGAGGAAUUGCGAGAAAUCGUUCAAGGAUUUUGUCAUUGCGGUGAAUCUCCAAGUCCCCGGUCGUGAUCAUUACUCCGCGGUUUUUUAUUUCUCCAGCAAAGUAGAUGAGCCGAUCGACUCAAAUUCUCUGCUGUAUCAGUUCAUCAAUGGAUCAGAUGCAUUUCGUAAUAGCCGUUUCAAGCUCGUGAAUAAAAUCGUGAAAGGUCCGUGGAUUGUGAAGACGGCCGUGGGAAAUUACUCCGCGUGUCUAUUGGGCAAGGCGUUAAACUGCUACUACCACCGGGGACCGAAUUAUCUUGAAAUCGAUGUUGAUAUCGGAAGCUCUGCCAUCGCUGCGGCUAUUUUGAAGCUUGCUUUAGGUUGUGCAUCAGCCGUGACGGUGGAUAUGGGAUUUUUGGUGGAGGCGCAGUCCAACGAGGAAUUACCGGAGAAGUUGUUUGGUGCGGUUCGCAUUAGCCAAAUGGAAUUGAAUUCAGCAACCUACGUUGAUAGCGCCACUCCAACAAGUAAGGUUUUGCCUGUCAAUAGCAGUGGUGAAAGUGAGAAUGAGGAUCUCGAACAGUGAUAAUAUUCAAGAUAUUUCUGGUUUCUCCUUUCAGGUAACUCUCUGAAUUUUCAUAGUGAUGAUAAUGGUGGAGUCCCUUGGAAUUGAGAAAAUAUGCAUCGGUGUAGAUAGAUAAUAUUGGCUGUUUUAGCAGCAUUGAUUCAAAACUCCUUCUUAAUUAUUAAAAAUCUCUACUCUGUUAUUUGUGUUUCAACUUCUGUGUUAAAAAAUCUGUUGUUAAGAGAUUCAAGGCUGAAUUCAUUCAUUUCUCUACUCUGUUAUUUGUAUUUCAAUUUCUGUGUUAAAAAAUCUGCUGUUAAGAGAUUCAAGACUGAAUUCAUUCAUUUCAAUUACUAGAGCAGCUUGCUCUUCAACAUCUGUGACAUGACAUGAAUUGAAAGGCCAAAAAAUAUUUCAGGGCAAUGAUAGUAUGUCAUAAAACUCAAACAGCUGUUGAACAUAAAAGGGCUGACAAAUUGCUUUGAUUGCUGAAAGUUAUGCUUCGUUUGGCAUUUACUAUUUGAUGGCUGACAUGACAUUCUUGUGUGGGGUGCACUUCAUUAAAUGUCUGUAACAUACUUUGCAACUUCUUGGUUCUUUGUGCCCAGAUGGUUCUUUUCUAGGUUAGAGAGCUCUGCGGUGAUGGUCCUUUUGUUUUUAAUGUUGUAUUGGAUACAGAUUACAAUAAUCCAGAAGGAUCAAAUUUGUCUUUCUUUGGAUUUGAAAAGAUUUGAGUGGAAAUAUAUUUGGAUGUGAUUGUUUAUGAGUCUAAAGUUUUGAAAAUGAAGAAGUUUUUGGGAAAGACAUGAAGAUUGCAUAGUAAAAAUGGGAUUGAAAACACAAAGGACCACACACUUUGUUUCUUGCCUUGCGUUUAUCCCCAAACAAGUGUUAGCUUAGAUUUCUAGGGCCGAAACUAGAUUACUCAGUGUUGCAAUAGAUUGAAAAUUGGAUGGUUAGACAGAAAUGAACAAACAAAUAAAUAGAUGGUUGAACGUAUGAAUGAACAUUAGCAAUAGUUAUAGUAUCUUUGAUCAAAAAAGUUUGGAAAUUUGCCAAAAAUCUUUUACUUAGAAUAGAUUUUAUAUUUCACAUAUGAACCUACUGUGUGGUGGUCCUCCUUUCCCAUUGUUGUUUUUCCUUUACCUAUGGUUGGUUCUAAAAACCUUAUCUGGGGAAGUGUCUGUAUGGUUAUUGACAAGGUGAAAUAUGUGUAUCGAAUCACUAAUCACUGACCCUGCCAAAAUGGAUAAAAAAGGAAAAUAAAGGAUAUAAAAUGAAAUGGGUAAAUUCUCUUACGAGAAUAAACAUUGCUGGCCAAAAAGUAGGGUGAUCAAUAAUUGCAUGUCUUUGUUUGUAGUUGGUUGGCUUUAAAGAUUUCAGUGUUGGAUUGUUCUUUCUUGAGCUGUGUACAGUGUGCACUUUAUUUGGUCCUCACUGCUGUUUGGAUAUGAGUUGUGACACAGGAAAGCAAGAUUAUUUGAUUGCCUCUGUUGGCUGUCCAUUAUUGUGUUCUCUCUCCUUCCUAGAGAGAGAGAGAGAGAGUACAAAGCAGCUCUUAAUUACCAUGUUUAAAGGGGAUACAUAAUUGCGUUGAAUGUAUGUAAUAGUUAAUGUCUAGUUUCUUCUAGGGGGUGCAUCUAUCUAUCUAUCUAUCAUUCAUGUCUAAAUUUAGCAUGCCCUUUGUGCAACAUGUGUUUCUACUUGUCUUUUGUUUGGUUAUGUAUGAGGGCCCUCAAGAGAUAGCAAAACCAAAUGGUAAAUGGCAGCAAAAUUGAUAAGAAGUUGAGGAUUCAACUGUGAGAUACAAUACUGAUUCAUACUAUGUGAAUAACAAAUAUGAUU
Andrographis paniculata is the source of this 2810-nucleotide messenger RNA. Its product is annotated as protein ENHANCED DISEASE RESISTANCE 2-like. The transcript has a single exon. The record is from RefSeq and is a predicted model, not a curated record. Bases 99 to 986 code for a protein of 295 amino acids. NCBI's taxonomy places the organism in Eukaryota, Viridiplantae, Streptophyta, Magnoliopsida, Lamiales, Acanthaceae.